AACCAUUUUACUUCACUCUUCACAAUCUUCAAACACCCUGUUCUACCAAAAAUGUCACCUUCCGGCACCCAAGUUGCCACGUCCAGGACCAGAAAAAAGCUCUUCAUAGCUGUCUUUGCUUCACUCUUAAUAGUCACAGCCAUAGUUACCAUUGUUGCCGCCAGGAACAAAUCCACCACCAUCUUCAAUCACCAAAUCGCCGCUCACCCUGUGGCCAAGUCCUCCUGUGGCCUCACAUUCUACCCGCAACUGUGCUUCUCGGCCCUCUCUACAAUUCCAGACGCUGCUUCAAAGAUCACCUCUACAAAAGAUGUGAUCGCAUUGUCAUUAAACAUCACUAUAACUGUGGUCCAGAAGAAUUACUUGAGUAUCAAGAAGCUUAUUAGCACUCGUAAGAGCAGCCUCACAAAACGUGAAAAGUCUGCUCUAAAUGACUGUCUUGAAUUGGAGGAUGAAACUCUUGACGAGCUUUACAAAAUUGAAGAUGAACUCAAGGAGUAUCCUGUGGUUAACAAGUCUGUAUCCCAACAAGCUGAUGAACUCAAAAUCCUGUUGAGUGGCGCUAUGACCAACCAGGAAACUUGCCUUGAUGGCCUCUCUCAUGAUAAGGCUGAUAAAGAGGUUCGUGAGGCAUUGAUUAGGGGUCAAAUGCAAGUGUUUAAAAUGUGUAGCAAUGCGCUGGCGAUGAUAAAAAACUUGACAGACGCCGAUAUGGCAAAUGAGGUGGAGACUUCAGGGAGGCAUCUUGAUGAGGUAGAAAAUGAAAAGGGGUGGCCUGAAUGGUUGUCAGCCGGAGACAGGAGGCUGCUGCAGGCGACAACAGUGACUCCUGACGUUACUGUGGCUGCUGAUGGGACGGGCAACUACCGCACGGUGUCGGAGGCAGUGGCGGCUGCACCUGAGGGGAGUACAAAGAGAUAUAUUAUAAAGAUCAAAGCUGGUGAUUACAGAGAAAGUGUGGAUGUACCCAAGAAGAAAACUAACCUGAUGUUUGUAGGAGAUGGGAGGACUUCCACCGUUAUUACUGCUAGUAAAAAUGUAGUCGAUGGGAGCACCACAUUCAACUCAGCAACUGUCGCUGUAGUUGGGACCGGGUUCUUGGCGAGGGACAUAACUUUUCAAAACCAUGCUGGCCCAUCAAAGCACCAAGCAGUGGCACUGCGUGUGGGAUCAGAUUUUUCAGCCUUUUACAGGUGUGACAUGUUAGCAUACCAGGACACCCUCUAUGUCCACUCACUCCGCCAGUUUUAUGUGAAUUGCAUUAUAGCAGGCACUGUGGACUUCAUAUUUGGAAACGCAGCAGCUGUGUUUCAAGACUGUGACAUUCAUGCUCGCCGCCCAAAUGCUGGCCAAAAGAACAUGGUGACAGCCCAAGGACGAGAUGACCCUAAUCAAAACACCGGCAUAGUCAUCCAAAAUUGCAGAAUUGGUGCAACUUCAGAUUUAAAACCUGUAAUCAGCAGCUUUCCAACGUAUCUAGGCAGACCGUGGAAGCAGUAUUCGAGAACAGUGAUAAUGCAAACUGAUAUAAGCAAUGUGAUAAAUCCAGCCGGGUGGUUUGAGUGGGAUGGCAAUUUUGCACUCGAUACAUUGUUCUAUGCUGAGUAUGCAAACACUGGUGCGGGCGCUGACACAUCAAAUAGAGUGGCAUGGAAAGGAUACAGAGUGAUUUCUAGUGCAAGUGAGGUCCAAAUGUUUACUGCCAGGAAUUUUAUUUCUGGGGGCAAUUGGUUAGGCGCCACCGGUUUCCCUUUCUCCCUUGGUCUCUGAGGCAAUAUAUCAUAGCUUAGCUGCAACCUUUUCUCCUAUUUGAUAAAUAAUGAUUUGGGUUUAAGGGGAAAAUUGAACGCUUUGAGCUUUUUUGUUGUGUAAGUUCCCUCAAGAUUUAUGCAUUGCUCUCUAAAUAUAAUUCCAUCUGAUGAAAAAAAAUCUGCCAUAAAUGAAUGUGGUUCAAAAAAAUAAAUAGAUAAAUCAUGCAUGUGAAAGC
Messenger RNA from Mangifera indica (mango), 1987 nucleotides. Its product is annotated as pectinesterase-like. The transcript is spliced from 4 exons. The record is from RefSeq and is a predicted model, not a curated record. The coding region runs from base 52 to 1770 and encodes 572 amino acids. Gene Ontology annotation, molecular function: pectinesterase activity; pectinesterase inhibitor activity. NCBI's taxonomy places the organism in Eukaryota, Viridiplantae, Streptophyta, Magnoliopsida, Sapindales, Anacardiaceae. Gene Ontology annotation, biological process: cell wall modification.